Molecule: messenger RNA, 9720 nt
Organism: Callithrix jacchus (white-tufted-ear marmoset)
Lineage: Eukaryota; Metazoa; Chordata; Mammalia; Primates; Cebidae
Gene: CNGA4
Product: cyclic nucleotide gated channel subunit alpha 4
Biological process (GO): monoatomic cation transmembrane transport; potassium ion transport
Cellular component (GO): intracellular cyclic nucleotide activated cation channel complex; plasma membrane
Molecular function (GO): cGMP binding; protein-containing complex binding; intracellularly cAMP-activated cation channel activity
Source: RefSeq, a predicted model, not a curated record
CCUUCCGGGUGAGGAGCACCGCCUCUCCUCCCGGUUCCGCCCCAUUCGUUUGUAAACCCCGCCCCUCAGAAGGACUCCGGCUUGUCAUCGGGGAAGGCCUCUGGGAAGGUGGAGGCCCGCAGGGCGGAGGCGGAGCCCGGGAAGGAAAGGUCGAACCAGAGGGCAGAAGGCGGGACCUAAGGAGAGACGCGACUUUUAGAGGCAGGGAAAAGUCAGAAAGGCGGGGCUUGGGAGAGAGGGAGCCGGAAGAAAGACUUAGAAGAAAGGGGUGGGGCCACGGGUUCCGGGCGAAGCUUGGAGUGGAAGAGUGGGUGUGGAGGGCGUGGCUAUCACGAAAGAUUAGAUCUGAGAGGAGGAAUCAGUAGGUGGGCCCGACCCGCGGAAAAGCGGAGGCCUAGAGAUGGCUGACUGUGGGCAAUCUAGUUCAUUUUUGCUCCAUCGUGGUGCAUAGCUUGGUCUCUAUUUUAGUACCCCAGCGGUGACUGCCCCUGGCUCCCCCAGCAUCUUUGUGCUGUGCUGCUCCGUGACCCCUUGAGCACUUAAUCAAGAAACACGGAAUAAGUGCCUGCAUGUCCAGCUGGAUUUCAGAUCAAUUAGAACAGGUCUCUGCUCUCCAGGACUUCAGAGAAUUGCAAUGUAGUGUAAUAAGUGCAAUACUACGGGGGCCAUGUAGGAGCAGCACUUAGCAUGAUUCGCAUGUAUAGAGAAUGAGAGGAAGGUAGGGUGAAGGAGCUUAGGGAAGACUUCCAGAAGGAGAUGCUGUCUAAGCCGAGUCUUGGGAAACAAGCAAGAAUAAGAUAAACUAAAAUAGAAAAACAGAAGUUUCAGAUGAGGUCUGUAGUUUUAAAAGUAUUUUACCAAUAUUAAAUACCUGGUUUUUUAUCAUUGUGCUAUGGUUAUAUAAGAUCAUAACAUUAGGGAAAUAUGGAUAAGGAAUUGAUAAGAACUCUGUAUUAUUUUUGCAACUUUUCUGUAAGCCUAAAAUUAGUUCAAAUAAAAAAUAUUUUAAAAGAAAUAGAAGUUUCAAACCACAGGAUCAGCAUAUACCAGGGAAAGGAAAAAUGGACAACAUGUGGGGGGGGGCGUCCUAUAAGAACUGCAAUCAGUACAGUGUCUGGAGCCUAGGGAACAUGUGAGGAAACAUUGUGGGAUGAGGCUGAAGAUAUGGACUAAAGAACUUUAUAAACCAUGUUAAGGAAUUUCAAUUUUACUUUUGGGAUGAUGGCUACAAAGAAUUUUGUACAUAGAUUGCUAGUGAGGGGACCUUUGCAAAGACCAAACAAGCUUAUAAAGCCCAAACUAGAAUAGUAAAAAUGCAAAGAAGCAGACAUGUGGACUUUUAGAAGGUAGAUCACCAUAGUUUGAUGAUUGGGUGGAUAUAAGAGGAAAAUAAGAGGAAGAAUUAAAAACUAAUGCUUAGCUUAUAUAAAUUCAAAAACAGGUAAAACUAAACUAUGAUAUUAGAAUUCAGGAUAGUGAUUACUCUUGGAAAAACAUUGACUGAAAGGGACAGAAUGGGGCUCCUGAGGCACUGGUGAUGUUCUGUUUCUUAAUCUGAGUGCUGAUUAUAUGGGUGUGUUCACUUUGUGAAAAUAUAUCAAGCUAUAUACUUAAGGAUUGUGCACCUUUGUCUAUGUUUGCUUGUUCUGGUUACUAUGCUGUGUGACAAACCAACCCAAACUUAGUGUCACAAAAACAAUAGCCAUUUCAUUAUGUGCACAAAUUUUGGGAAUUUGGAUGAGAUACAACAGGAAUGAUUUGUCUCUAUUCCACGAUGUCUGGGGUCUUAUCUGUAAAACUUGAACAUUUAGGGGUGAUUUGAGGAUGGUGAUUGGAAGCUUCUUCAGUCACACAUCUGAUUCCUGGGCUGGAACAACAAAAAAACUGAACUCAGUGGGGGAACUGUCAAACAGAACUUUUCAGUGUGAUGGGUAGUUUCCAAGAGGGAAUAUUCUGAGAGGGAGCUACCAGACCAUAAGCAUUCUAAGAGAACCAGAGGGAAGUUGCAUGGCCUUUUAUGAUCUAGCCUCACACGUCAUACAGCAUCACUCCUGCUAUACUCUAUUGGUUGAAACUAUCACAAGGGAGUGGUGUCAAAGAAUUUGUGGCCUUGUUGUUGUUGUUGUUGUUGUUGAGAUGGAGUCUCAUUCUGUCACCCCAGCUGGAGUGCAGUGGUGCAGUCUCGGCUUGCUGCAACCUCCGCUUCCCUGUUCAAGUAAUUCUCCUGCCUCAGCCUCCUGAGUCACUGGAACUACAGGAGUACGCCACCAUGCCAGGCUAAUUUUCUGUAUUUUAGUAGAGACAGGGUUUCACCAUGUUGCUCAGGCUGGUCUCAAACUCCUGAGCUCAGGCAGUCUGCCUGCCUCAGCCUCCCAAAGUGCUAGAAUUACAAGCCUGAGCCACUGCACCCGGACUGUGACCAUUUUUUUUAACUGCCACAAUGUUAUACAAUAAUAAUAAAUGCAGGUCCUAGGUUUCUUGCUGAAAAGGCAGAGAUAGGAAUUCUAGGAGAAAAAGUAGAUAGAGGAAGAUAAUGAGCUCAGUUAUAGACCCAAUGGGUGGAAGGUGACUAUGGGAUAUCCAAGUAGGAACAUCCAGUGAGCAGUUAGUCAUAUAGAUAACUGCAGCUCAGGGAGAGUUCUUGGGAGCCACUACAUGGCAAAGGAAGUCCUGUGGGUGACUGACGUCAUCCAGAAAGAGUUAGGAGGAUGGCAAAAGAGGAAAGCCUAAAACAGAAUCCAAGGGAAAAAAAAAAAAACACCAUCAUAGAAGGAAUAGGCAGAGGAGCUUAUGAAAGAUACUUAAAAAAAAAAAAAAAAACAGAAAAUGAAGACAUUAUGGCAUCACAAAGGAUUUUAUUCAUUUUUUGCAUUAUUUUGAAUAUUGUCUUUUCAUUUUAACAUGUGGGGCUUCUAAAUUAAUUAAGAAGCCAUGGAAAAAGAGAGUUUCACAAAAAUUAGUUAGGGACCACAGGUUUUUCUCCUAAAACACUCCAAAAACACAAACCUGAUUCUAUCACUUAACUGUGCAAAACUCUCCACAGCUUCUCUGUUGCCGUUGGGUAAAAUCCAAGCUUUAUAACGUGGCUGACAGAACUCUUCCUGAGCUGACUUCUGUCUAUCAUUCACCUCAUCUCUCAUCUCUCACCAUGCCUCAUCUCUCACCACUACCCACUAGGUCCUAUAAAAUAAACCAAUUGAUGUUUGCCCAGUCACCCAUGCUUUUUGAUGUCUCCAUGCCUUUGCCCACUUUGUGCACUCUGCCUCUGGUGCUCUUCACCCUCCCAUCUCUGUACCCAACUUAUAUUCAUCCUACAGAACCCAUGUUCUGUAGGGACACUUCCUGUGUACUAUAAUAGCCUUCUGUGUAUCCACCUAACAGAGUACUCAUCAGUAUCCUGGCAAUACUGCUACUGUUUAGUUACCUAAUGUGUAAUUACCUGCCUGCCUGACUAUUUCACCCAGCUGACUGUGAAAUAUGGGGGGGAUUAUGUCUUAUUCAUCUCCAUUUCCUAGUAUUUAGCACAAUAUUGGCCUAGCACACAGAAUACCUGCCUAUGGGUGUUCUGAUUUUCAUUUGUUGACUGAGAAGGAUGAUAGUAGUGUAAGGAACAUCAGGUUGAGGGAGAAAUUAUAGGGUUUUUAUUUGUUUUUAUAAAGGAGAUAUUUAAGCAGGUUCACAAAAAGAGAAAAGUUGAAAGAUUGGGGACCAUAAAACACAUGGAAUAGCUGCUAGGAUCAGGCACUAGAAGUAAAAAGAAGGAAAUGAGGACAAAAGCACCAUAGAAUGGCCCCUAUCACACUAUCUAUGAUAGUGGUGUGAUGGGGUAAGGUGUAUAUGGAGGUAGAUAUGGGGAGGAUGUAGGUUAUGAAAAUAGAGCUCACUUCUCAUGUGAGAAGCAUGUCUUUGUCCCUGGAGAAUAGUUUAGCAUCUGACAUAGAUGAGCCAUUCAGUCAUAGUUGUUAAAUAAACAGUGAGGCCCACACAGAGAAUUUGCAAAGAACACAGUGAGUGUUUGAUCCUACAUGAAAACUCGGGUCUUCUAACCUGGAGGACACCUAUGUAGCUCAAUUGCUGUGAAGGAAGGGGAAGAGGAAGACAAGACCCAGGCUUCCCUCUGAGUCAUGCACCCCCCACCUUCUCCAGGGAUCUCAUUAAAGGUGUUUAGCUGGGCAGAUGUAAGCCCAGGCCCUGGGAGACAGGGCAGAGUACUGGAGCUAGACUGUCUCCACCCCUUCAGUAGCUCUGGUUGUGUUGCUAAGAGCCUCAUAGGCAAAGAAGUCACAGCGGGAGCCCCAGGGCAGCCUCCUUCAGGCAGUCAGGCACUAGCCCCCAACUCGGGAAGUCCCCUACAGGCAGAGAAGGUGUGGACAUCUCACAUCCCAGCACGAGAGCACAGAACCAUGAGCCAGGACACCAAAGUGAAGACAACAGAGUCCAAUCCCCCAGCCACAUCCAAAGCCAGGAAGUCACUGCUUGUCCUGGACCCAUCUGGGGAUUACUACUACUGGUGGCUGAACACAAUGGUCUUUCCAGUCAUGUAUAACCUCAUCAUCCUCGUGUGCAGAGCCUGCUUCCCCGACUUGCAGCACGGUUAUCUGGGGGCCUGGUUGGUGCUGGACUACACAAGUGACCUGCUGUACCUGCUGGACAUCGUGGUGCGCUUCCACACAGGAUUCUUAGAACAAGGCAUCCUGGUGGUGGACAAGGGUAGGAUCUCAAGUCGCUACGUUCGCACCUGGAGUUUCUUGCUGGACCUGGCUUCCCUGAUGCCCACAGACGUGGUCUACCUGCGGCUGGGCCCACACACACCCACCCUGAGGCUGAACCGCUUUCUCCGCGUGCCCCGCCUCUUCGAGGCCUUCGACCGCACAGAGACCCGCACAGCUUACCCUAAUGCCUUUCGCAUUGCCAAGCUAAUGCUUUACAUUUUUGUCGUCAUCCAUUGGAACAGCUGCCUAUACUUUGCCCUAUCCCGGUACCUGGGCUUCGGGCGCGACGUAUGGGUGUACCCGGACCCCGCACAGCCUGGCUUUGAGCGCCUGCGGCGCCAGUACCUCUACAGCUUUUAUUUCUCCACGCUGAUCCUGACUACAGUAGGCGAUACGCCGCCGCCAGCCCGGGAGGAGGAGUACCUCUUCAUGGCGGGUGACUUCCUGCUGGCUGUCAUGGGUUUCGCUACCAUCAUGGGUAGCAUGAGCUCUGUCAUCUACAACAUGAACACUGCAGAUGCGACUUUCUACCCAGAUCACGCGCUGGUGAAGAAGUAUAUGAAGCUGCAGCAUGUCAACCGCAAGCUGGAGCGGAGAGUUAUUGACUGGUAUCAGCACCUGCAGAUCAACAAGAAGAUGACCAAUGAGGUAGCCAUCUUACAGCACUUGCCUGAGCGGCUGCGGGCAGAAGUGGCUGUGUCCGUACACAUGUCUACUCUGAGCCGGGUGCAGAUCUUUCAGAACUGUGAGGCCAGCCUGCUGGAGGAGCUGGUGCUGAAGCUGCAGCCCCAGACCUACUCACCAGGUGAAUAUGUAUGCCGCAAAGGGGACAUUGGCCGAGAGAUGUACAUCAUCAGAGAGGGUCAACUGGCCGUGGUGGCAGAUGAUGGUAUCACACAGUAUGCUGUGCUCGGUGCAGGGCUCUACUUUGGGGAGAUCAGCAUCAUCAACAUCAAAGGGAACAUGUCUGGGAACCGCCGCACAGCUAACAUCAAGAGCCUAGGUUAUUCAGACCUAUUCUGCCUGAGCAAGGAGGAUCUGAAGGAGGUGCUGAGCGAGUAUCCACAAGCACAGACCGUCAUGGAGGAGAAGGGACGUGAGAUCCUGCUGAAAAUGAACAAGUUGGAUGUGAAUGCUGAGGCAGCUGAGAUCGCCCUACAGGAGGCCACAGAGUCCCGGCUACGAGGCCUAGACCAGCAGCUGGAUGAUCUACAGACUAAGUUUGCUCGCCUGCUGGCUGAGCUGGAGUCCAGCGCACUUAAGAUUGCUUACCGCGUUGAACGGCUAGAGUGGCAGACUCGAGAGUGGCCAAUGCCCGAGGACGUGGUUGAGGCUGAUGAUGAGGGCGAGCCUGGGGAGGGAACUUCCAAGGAUGAAGAGGGCAGGGCAAGCCAGAAGGGACCCCCUGAUUUAGAGUGACCCCAUCCACAUCCCCAGAAUUCCCACCUCCUAGUGAACCUGGAGAUGUAGUAAAGCCUAACUGCUGCAACUCUGUCAUCCUGUCGCCGAUCGCAGACACAGGAGCAAAUUAGUCUAUAGAUGCCCAGCUAGAGAUGUAGGAGUAUAGCGCACAUUCAUCCCCCACUCACCAAUACACACACACACACACACACACACACACACACACGUUACUCAUAGACCUGUUGGCCCCAAGACUGUGCAUUCCACCUAAAAUGCUCUGGAAUUUCCAUUCUCAGAGCACACAGCACACUUGCUUUCCCACAAGCACCAAUAUGUCUUAUACCCACACAAUAUAUACACAUUCAGUCACACACCUCCUAAACACACAAGUGCUUACAGUCAUACACCAAUAGACACAGAUGCACUUCACAGGUGUGUACACACUUGCGAAAACACAAAAGCACACUCUGAGCCUUCUAGGUCUAAGAUAUCUUUUGAAUGUUCCGCAUAUGGGCUAUUCACAAGUAUACCCUGAAAAUUGCACUUCAAUAAAGUAUCUGCCUCCUCCCUAAGCAUUUAUGAGGCUGGAAAGAAAAGGCAAAGUCAAUGGUGGGGCCAGGAUGGAUUCUGUCUGAAUUCUGAGUCACAGAGGUGAUUAGCAUGAACUGUGUAGUACCCCGUGGGUUAGAUUCAGAAGUGAGGUACCUGAAGAAUAGAGAAUCAAUACUCAGCCUAGGCAAAGCAGGCUCUCACAUCACACUGCCAUAAGAAUGCCCCAACUGGCACUUUGGGAGGCCGAGGCGGGUGGAUCACGAGGUCAACAGAUCGAGACCUUCCUGGUCAACAUAGUGAAACCCCGUCUCUACUAAAAAUACAAAAAAUUAGCUGGGCAUGGUGACGUGUACCUGUAAUCCCAGCUACUCAGGAGGCUGAGGCAGGAGAAUUGCCUGAACCCAGGAGGCGGAGGUUGCAGUGAGCCGAGAUAGCGCCAUUGCACUCCAGCCUGGGUAACAAGAGUGAAACUCCGUCUCAAAAAAAAAAGAAUGCCCCAACUGGCCUUUGCAUCCCACACUAGAGCACAUGUUCUCAAUGUAUAAGCUCUGAAGGGUUUCAUCUAAUUAAGUGGGCCAGAACAGAUACCUCUGCUUCUUUUUCUUCCCUCUGGCCAGCCCUGGUGUCUGGGGCCAGGGGUUCCAUGUGUUCAGGGCUGAUUCCAAGAAGAGAAUAGUUUCCUUCUCCCAACAGAAAGAGGGUGAAUAGUUCCAACAGGACCAUUCACCUGGCCCUGUCCUCCCAUGAUAGUUGUUGGAACUGGUGUUGUUUCUGGUAGAAAUCCAGCCCUCCCUCUUUGCACAGUAUUCCAAAACACAGGGGAGAGUAGAGACUAGGUGCAGUGGAAUAUUAUGUUCAGAAGCAACUAGAGAUGAGUGUGUUGGGAAUUUUGGAGUUAACUCUGGUGUACUUGGAAGGAGGUCUGCACUUGGGGCAGGAAAGGUAUCGUAGGGUCUAUGAGGAGGAGUCUGAUGUCAUGUCUGACCCGGAUUCACCCUGAGCCACCACUGCAGCUCCUCUACUGCCUGGUCAGUCUUGAAGCCUCAGCUGUGGCAAGUGGUAGUUGAAAAUAUAUCCAGGAUUUAACUUAUAGGUAUAACUGAGUGAUGUGUCUCUACUCUCAGGAGAGAUUAUGAGGGUAAUCACAUUUUAAAUCAUAUACGUUAGUAUAUGGUUAUUUGGUGAUAAGUCUUUGUCACAAAAUGUAAGAUCCACGAGACCAGCACUGGGUUUUUCUUGUUCAUCUCUGUGUCCCCAGGGAUGUACCUGGCACAUAGUAAGUACCCAAAUAUAUAUUUGGUAACCAAAGAAGAGAGAGUUGAAGCAGAUAGAGGCCAAAUGUUGGAGGAGAUGUGUGUCAGUUUCUUGAGAGGUUUUUUGUUUUUUUAAUCAUCUUUGCCCUCAUAUCAUCUUGAGCUAGAAUGGGUGGGUACAUUGCAAAGGCCAUUUAGGUGGCAUCUGAUGGAUUUAGGGAGUUGAGAACAAGUUUUUCACUGACACAUUGCAAUGUGCACAACUGUUCCCAGUGAAGGCUCUCUUAGAACAGGCUCUCUUAGAAAGAUCUCUACAUUUUAGGGUUCAUCUGAUUAGAGCAGGUUCACCUAAAUAAUGCAGAGUAAGCUCCCUAUUUUAAGGUCAACUGAUAAUAUUAACUAAUUUAAUUACAUCCUCGAUGUCCCUUUUGUCAUAUCCCUGGGAAUAACAUCAGAGGGCAAAAGUAAUUUCUAGGGAGAAAAGCAACCUAGGCACCACUUUCAAUGAGGGCCCAAAAUAGGGAACACUAAGAGUUGAGUCUUUGGAAAGAGCUGGAGAAUGAUCACUGUGCCUGAGCAGGUGCUGGAGCCUCAGAACAGCACCCCCUACAAGUGUGCAGGCUUGAACAAGGCACAUACCAGCAUUAUCAGCAUGCUCCGAAGACCGGAGGCCCUGCCCUAGAUGUUCUGCUCAACAUAAAAGCCCCAGAGACUGUUGCAAGGCCCUAAAUUGGGAAAGAGAGUGGGAAGAAAGCCCAAAACAUAACCAAGAUUAAAUAUCCCAUAAAGGGAAAACAGCAUGGAGAUUCCUUAAAGAACUAAAUGUAGAACUACCAAUUGAUCCAGCAAUCCCACUACUGGGUAUUUACCAAAGGAAAAGAAGUCAUUAUAUGAAAAACACACAUAUAGCAGCACAAUUCACAAUUGCAAAGAUAUGGAACUGACCUAAGUGCCCAUCAACCAACAAGGGGAUAAAGAGAAUGUGGUAUGUUAGGCCAGACACAGUGGCUUAUGCCUGUAAUCCCAGCGCUUUGGGAGGUAAAGGUGGGUGGUUCACUUGAGGCCAGGAGUUCAAGACCAGCCUGGCCAACAUGGUGAAACCUCGUCUCUACUAAAAGUUAAAAAAAACAAUAGCCAGGCAUGGUGGUGCACAACUGUAAUUCCAGCUACUAGGGAGGCUGAGACAAGAGGAUUGCUUGAACCUGGGAGGUGGAGGUUGCAGUGAGCCAAGAUCAUGCCACUGUAGUCUGGCCUGGACAACCGAGCGAGACUCUGUCUCAAAAAUGAAAGAAGAAAGAAAGAGAGAGAGAGGGAGGAAGGGAGGGAGGGAAGGAUGGAAGGAAAGGAAAGGAAAGGAAGGAAGGAAGGAGUGAAGGAAGGAAAAAGAAAGAAAGAGAGAGAGAAAGAAGGAAAAGAAAAGAAAAUGUGUUAUGUUUAGACCAUGGGAUACUACUCAGCCAUAAAAAGGAGUGAAAUAAUGUCUUCUGCAGCUUAGAUGGCGCUGGAGGCCAUUAUUCUAAAUGAAGUAACUCAGGAAUGGAAAACCAAAUACUGUAUGUUCUUACUUACAAGUAGAAGCUAAGCUACAAGUACACAAAGGCAUAAGACUGAUAUGAUGGACUCUGGGGACUCUAGGGGAAGGUUGGGAGGGAGUGAGGGAUAAAAGACUGCACGUUGGGUAUAGCGUACACUGCUUCGGCACUAAAAUCUCAGAAAUCACCACUAAGGAACUUAACCAUGUAACAAAAACCCACCUGUACCCCCAAAACUAUUGAAAUUAAAUAAAUAUUUUAUAAAGUAAA